This is a messenger RNA of Cryptococcus deneoformans JEC21, 692 nucleotides long. RefSeq names its product ubiquitin-protein ligase, putative. Bases 63 to 557 code for a protein of 164 amino acids. Gene Ontology annotation, molecular function: cullin family protein binding; zinc ion binding; ubiquitin protein ligase activity. The record is from RefSeq and is a predicted model, not a curated record. Gene Ontology annotation, biological process: protein ubiquitination; anaphase-promoting complex-dependent catabolic process; positive regulation of mitotic metaphase/anaphase transition. NCBI's taxonomy places the organism in Eukaryota, Fungi, Basidiomycota, Tremellomycetes, Tremellales, Cryptococcaceae. Gene Ontology annotation, cellular component: anaphase-promoting complex; nucleus. The transcript has 3 exons.
GAUUGUGAGCGAACUGCCGAGUAUCAUCACUAUCCCACAAACAAUCCAACAUCCACAGUCCCAUGAAGGUGGAAAUAAAUUCCUAUCGCGCGGUAGCCUACUGGAUUUGGGACGUUUCCGACGAACCUCACAAGCUUUACCACUACGCGCCGCCGGACGAAGUUGGCCUCGACGAUGACGACGAUCAGGACGUCUGCGGUAUAUGCCAAGCGGCCUUCGAGAGCACUUGCCCCGAUUGCAAAAUACCCGGCGAUGACUGUCCCUUGAUUUGGGGGGAAUGCACCCACGUUUUUCACAUGCACUGCUUGUUGAAAUGGAUCGGUCAGAAGGAAGAUGAAUCACAGCAACAAUGCCCCAUGGACAGAAGACCUUGGGUGACGGCCGAUAGGAAGCCUGAUAAACAACCGGCGGCGAGUCCUGGCCAAGUGGUCCAAUAUGACCACUUAGAGCACGGUCAUGCAAGCCAGCUGGAUGAAAGAUUAACGGGCGCAAGGGGGGCCACCACUAGAGGAGCGCAUGCUCAGGUAGAGAGCAGCAUGGAGGUUGACGAGCAAUAGCAUUAUUCAAAGAGGGCCCCCCAGAAAAGGUUAUUGUACUUGGCACGAGUGAAGUUAUUAUCCUUGCUGUCCAUAUAGCUCUGUCCCUUGUUGUAUAGAUGUACUUGUACUCGAAGUAUAGCCAUAUCUGCUUCC